AUGCAUGAGGGCUGGUUGCGCAACCCUCAAUCAUCUGGCGAAAGAAAGCCUAAAAUUCCGUAUGAUUACGAAGUGCCACAGAACACAGCAGCGAUGGAAUCUCCCCCGAACAAAAAACCUCGUACUUGUGUCGAUAAUCGCUGGCCCUGCAGUACAGAGCUUUCAGCUUUCGAUACGGACUUGUUCAAAUCUUUCCUACCAUUUACCGAAUCUGCUCUGUCACAGUGCCUACAAUCAGAAAAUAACAGCGGUAACGGAGGAUGCAUUAGUCAGGCUACUACUAGCGAAAACCAAGUGCGAUAUGCACAAGGCGAACCAUACGGCCGAUCAUUGUCUUCCCAUGGUACUUCUAAUGCAGGAACCUCAGAACGAUCUACAGUUCUACAGCAGACGCAACUGGCAUACCGUAACCCACAUAGCACAAGCGAAAGCAAUUACCAUAUCCAAACAGAUAAUACUGAAAACGAUCAGUGGAAAGAAGCGCUACCACGCGGCCAACUGUUGGUGCCUGAUACUAUUCCCAGUGAGCAUUCAGCAGAAAAACUUCCAGGAAUUGAAACGCUUGGAAUUUGCUGGUUUGCUCCAAUGACAUCUGGCAGUCAGAGUAGUGUCGGUGAAAUUGAUUAUGGUGUUCGAUUUAUGAGCGCUGAAAAUAACCAGUGGAGAAAUGGAGAAAAGAUUUCACACAACCAGUUAUUGCCGUCCGAAGCUACUUGCAAUGUAUUUUCACUGUUACCAUUCUUUUGCUAG
This is a messenger RNA of Gongylonema pulchrum, 750 nucleotides long. The record is from the annotation of a GenBank genome assembly. NCBI's taxonomy places the organism in Eukaryota, Metazoa, Nematoda, Chromadorea, Rhabditida, Gongylonematidae.